Molecule: messenger RNA, 4941 nt
Organism: Sardina pilchardus (European sardine)
Lineage: Eukaryota; Metazoa; Chordata; Actinopteri; Clupeiformes; Clupeidae
Gene: skida1
Product: SKI/DACH domain containing 1
Exons: 1
Coding region: 1-2397 (798 amino acids)
Source: RefSeq, a predicted model, not a curated record
AUGGGAGACCUGGAGUCUGGUUUUGAAGAGAUGCAGGGUGUGAAGCUGGGCUAUCUGGUGAUUAAAGGCAAGCAAAUGUUUGCCCUCUCGCAAGUCUUCACUGACCUCUUGAAAAAUAUCCCAAGGACUACUGUGCACAAACGAAUGGAUCACCUAAAUGUAAAGAAGCAUCACUGUGAUUUAGAGGAACUGCGAAAACUCAAAGCAAUAAAUUCAAUAGCGUUCCAUGCGGCUAAAUGUACCCUGAUUUCACGAGAGGAUGUAGAGGCACUGUAUUUUUCUUGCAAAACUGAACGUGUGCUUAAAUCCAACAAAAGGAAGGUAAAAAUCAAGCCAUCGGAGAGUGUGCGUGCUGGCCAGGUUCACGAUGAUUCGCAGGAUGGAUUUUGGAAAGAAAAAGUUUGGUUAAGUUUGCACAGCGUUCCACAGACUUUUUCAUUUAAAAACAAAGCUGGCCGGCAAGAGACUGCCUCCCGACCCGACUCCAAUCUACCUCAAAUUUACAGCAAAUCGCUUCGUCAUGACUUCCAAGCUGUCACAAAGUCUGCAAGUAAAACGUUCAAAAACUAUGAAACAACUCCGAUACCUGGCAACUAUGUAGCCUUUAACCAGCGACACUCGUUUUUUCGGAAUGCUGUGAGCCGACAGCCCGCUCUCUACCAGUCCGCCAUUGCAGCUCAGUCCAAGCUCGCAGGCACCGCCGACCUACUUUACAAGAGGAAAAGGAAGCGCGAGAGCACCGGGAGGCAGUUCUGGAACCGGAGCAGACCCAGUCAACAGCUUUUGUUUGUUCCGAAGUGCUGCAAGACAAAAACACCCAACGGCUCUUUUCACCUUGAUCACGACUUAUACCUCGACCACCCGCACACUGGGAGUUUUCAGGAGAGUUGCAGCAGCGACACGGAAUCUAGUUCCUUCUCGGAGCGUGUAAACAAUGACUCGGAUUUUGGGUCAAGUUUGUCCACGACUAGCAACUCCGGAACCUCGGAUGAGGAGGAGGACGAAUCCCCCUCGGAGUCUUCGGAUGUCAGUUCCGACGAGGAGAGUUCGUCCCAGUCUGAUUCGAGUUCUGUGUCCAGUCAAGUGUCCAUACAGAGUAUUCGCUUCAGACGCGCAAGAUUUACGAGUCUGAACACUAAAGCACCUUUGCUUCUGCAGCCUACUUUCCACUACAAUCUCCAGCAAAGACCAGGCGCACAUAGUGGAACAACUGCACCGAAUGAUGACAAAGGCAAAAAACAGCAAAAAUGUGGCUUUACCAAAUGCAGGGAUAACCACGGGGAUGGCGAUGCCUUAAAUUUGCCUAAAUUCAACACGUCUGUUGCUGCGAGUUACUUCAUUGAUUCUAAAGGAGAAGGAGUUUCCUGCACACAACCACAGUUUGAAUUCCCAAAUGAUCCAAAGACGGAGGACCUUACAGCUAACGGAGUUAAAGAUACAGGCCCAUCUUGCGUAAAUGGAAACAAAGCAUUUCUGCAACAAAGGACACCAGGACAUACAAACAAAUGCCCUCAAGCCUUGAUUUCACACUGUGCCCAAGACAAUGAAACAAUAGUUUCGACGUCCUCUGAAAACAAUCUUUCAUUAGCCUCCCAUUUCAAACGAGAAGUGAAAAAUAGCCACUGCCUGAGACAACCCUCACCUCUGAAAGCCAUCAAAACAGAGGCGGGGGAACCCAUCUCGGCCACAAGUUCCAGCAGCGAGACCAGACCGGUGAAAACACCCACCACUCUACUAAAUAAUGUCAAAAUCAAAGUGGAAAGUACAUAUGAUGAGUACGAAUAUGCGACUCAGGGUUAUGCGUACUCGACCAAAGGACAAGAGUCAGAAACCAACUACAGUCAUGGCCCUACUAACGAGUUAAAACCAACUGACCGGUCAAGUCACUUCUCUAAAGCUAGCGAAAGCACUGCCAUUAUUCACAGGAAGACCCGUAGUAACCCAGAAGCAGAAAGCACUUUAAACAUUGCUUGUCCAGUGGAAGGGGAGUACAAAAAUGGUGCACGAGUUCGGAAAAACUACAGGAGUUUGGCACUGGGAAGUAAGGCUGAGGCUCCGCGGAUUCAGGCGAGGGUGACUGCGGGAGUUGACAGGAGUCCUCAUCCAGCAGGUAAAGCGGAUAGUAAUGAAGGAUCAGGCGAGGGUUGCACGGGGACCAAUAAGCGCAAACGUGCGACUAGUCAUGGGGCAUGUGGGAAAAAACCCUUCAACUUCAUGGCGAAUUUUCCAUUUCCGCCAUCACUAGUUCUUGGCAGUGAUGGAGAUUUGACUCCAGCUUACUCUUUGAACUCUUUAAGAAACAACGAACUGCCUCAUAAGUCUCACCCUGUUUGGACAUGGCAGCUUGGUGGAUCUGUCGUACCUCCCCCACCCAGUCAGAGAUUCAGGAAAUGCUAAUGUUACAAGCUCUCAUCUCGUGAAAAUGUGCUUUGUUUAUUUAUAACCGCGUCUUAAAAUGUGUGCACUGAUGAGCCUACGUCUCACCUUCAUUCGUGUUUGCUUUUGAGGAUAAGCACGCCGAGUUGUCAUGGAACUACACGUGCACAAUAUGGAGCUGGGCCUCUGAACGUUUCUGUCUUAUCAUUUGGACUGAGUGAGACACGUUCCAGGAGUCCUGUCUGAUCAGACGCUGGAGAAUAUCGGCUAUUCCCUCAAGCAAUGGCUGUGGUAUUGCAAACGUGCUUUUCCUCUGUAUUGACCCUAUGUACACGCCAUGGUGCUCGACCUGUUGGAUUUUAGGUUUUCAUUGUUAAUAUUAAGUAAACCUUGAGUUAUUUACAGUUGUGGAAAAAACCUCUUGAAACCAGUGGAGUUCUCAUUGUUCCCGCACCGGCAGGGCAUGGACACACCGUUGGGUGAUGAUCAAAAGGACUGACUGUUGAAGUGGAUAUGUUCUUUGUUUUUUUACAGGGGUUUGGACAUGAUCUUUUGUUUGGAGAUAUUUAAAUUACGUGAUUUGGUUUGAAAUGGGUUGUCGCUGUUCAAUGUUUUUUUGUUGUUGUUAAAAGAAACUCCCCAUAGCCUUGUGUGUUUGUAUGGGCCUGUGUACAAGCAUCCCAAUGCGUCUGUAGGCCUCAGUACCGACAAUCAGGAGUUGUUUGAUUUGCACGAUUGCAUACAAGGGAAAAACACACCAAAUCGAUGUCUUGUGAGCACACACACAUUAGGUUUAUACAGACAGAUAGAUGAGCACAAAUUCACCAUUGCACUUUGACACAAUAGCGAGGCCUAGGCUACAUCAAGUGUAUGAUUUUUUAUAAGAGGAAUGUUCUGAACCUCAUAUCUCCUAUAACAAUAGCAGGUAUAAAGUGCCCAGUAAACUGAGUAAAUGUAGAUCUUUUUUUAUCCUUGAACCCGUUUUCUGAUACCCAUCAAUACUUGUUUAUUAUGAUAGGCUGAUUAUGGGGUUAUACAGCAGAAACAGCGCAAAUGUGAAUUAUUUGCGCAAAAUAUUCUGUACAUUGUGUAAUAUACCUUUGUGAAUCAUGGGUUGGGAAAUCCCAUAAUCACACGGGUCCUUAUGCCCAGCUGAGAUUUUGUUCGCUCUGACCCACUAUUCAAGUGCUAUUUUUAAUUACUAUGGCUACCCUUGGAGGGUAAGUCCUCGAAUGUCAAAGAGAUAAGAAUUGUGUUUUUUGUUUGCCAAUGAAAUGAUAUUUUGUGUGCUAAUUCAGAGCCAUUAUUAUACAAGUCAAAAUGGACACUGUGGAUGCUAUGUCAUGAAUGUACUUCAGCCCUCCAAUAUGCAUCUGGGCUUACCAUAGCAACGCAAAGCUGGGUUGCUAUAAAAGCUCACAGUUCAGCUCCUGGUCGAGAAUGGCAGCGUUGAAAUUCUGCUGAAAUCUAGUCACUGUCCCAGACAUUCAGAGUUCAUUCAGAGGCCAUUUUUGUGUAGGCUGUAGAGCUUUCCCCUCACAAAACUAGGCUUCACGUGUCUUGGUUUAAAGGAAAAAGAACAGGGGUUUUGUAAAGAUAGCACACACCCCUAGACUGUUAAAUGUAGGUCGUAGGCCUACGUAAGGGCCUCAUGAUCCAUGUAUUUUUGUAUUUCAGGUGUGGAUGUGUACAUAAAGCAUUGCGCUCGUAGCCUAUUUUUAAGAAGUUAAAGCCAGCCUCGCAGACUGAUUGUAUGGGGUUACGCAAACGUAGGAGCACACCACACAGGCCACAAUGAGAGGUGAGGAGAAGGCGUUCUCUAAAUAAUAAUAAAAUAAAUAAAUAAACACGGCCCUCGCACGCACCAGUUCAGCAAGGAACCUUUCACCCGUAAUCCCCGUGUCGAAGUGCCCCGCGAGGCCAGGGAAUGUAGCGUUGCAAUCGGGCUGAAGCACAAGGUAUCUCAACGCAAGGAUCGCCAAAUGACAUGCCGUGUAGAAUUUAGAACAGAUUAAGGGAAUGAGCAUGUGGCUCUCCAUAGCGUUAAGGGUCCCAAUAUGAGCACGAGGCUGAGGAGUGGCGCGUAAACACUACAGUGGUCUAGAUGCAGAUUCGUGUGUGAACGUCUUUCCUUUGUCCUUCUGCAUUUUUAAAAAAAUAAUAAUACUUGAGGUCAAAUGAUGACAUGAAAUUUGAAGUCACUGGUUGUUUAUAUGAAAACCUGAAUAUUUAUUUUUUAGUGAUUUUCUUUCUUUUUUUUGAUAGGCCUACCAUUGUUGUGUAGAAUGAACGCACUCGAGAUGAAAACUUGAAUGGUGGAUUCUGAAGCACUUUCUCUUUCUUUUUAAGCUAAGAAUGGUUAAUUAAAUGCAUUUGGGUGUGGAUGUCAGUGAGUCUUAUUUCCUGUGAAGGAGCCUUACUGUAGGCCUACAUGUCAAUCGCACACACACUGGGUCAUUCAGGACCUUAUUCUCAGUUGGUGACCACAACAUCUUCGUCUCUGGCAUAAUACUGUUGAAAUUUGGAAUAGGGAAAAAACACGAGGUUACAACUGUAAAUAGUAAA